Messenger RNA from Pseudonaja textilis, 1224 nucleotides. RefSeq lists its product as uncharacterized. The record is from RefSeq and is a predicted model, not a curated record. Lineage: Eukaryota; Metazoa; Chordata; Lepidosauria; Squamata; Elapidae.
AUGGCCACAAAUCAAGAGAACUGGGGACGCUAUUGUGGGGAGGCAGUUCAGAAGCAGAGCAGCGGUGGUGCUGAGAAGAUUCCAGCUCUACCCAUGGACCAGUUCCUGGAGAACGGAGGCCACCACUGGGAGGAAGGGAUGGAAGUGUAUCGCUUCUCUUGGCCCUCUUCGCUUUCCCUUGUUCCCAUCUUAAAUUGGUUGGCUCACCUCUUGUUUCGUCCAGUUUUUCUCCAGAUCCUUCUGUGCGAAUCCACCGCCCAAGUUGGAGGAUUUACUCAAGAGAAGCUGCAGCUCUUUGUCUCUCUGGGGAAGGAAGACGAGAGUGACGGAGGCCGAGACCAGCUUCUCAGGAAUCCUGAAGAGGAGAUGGAGACCAUCCCUUGGAUGACAGUCCUUUCGUGGAUCCUCCUGGAAGCAGGUUCACAAGCAGAUUCAUCUCUACCGAGACCCAGGCUGUCCUCGCCUCUCUCAAGCAACUUUAUUAUUAAAGGAGAAGAGAUUCCCUUGAAUUGCUCCCUCCCUGAGGGGGUCGAAUCAGGGAGUCCUGAGGGACCUCGUAGAAUAAGGUUCUAUUUCUUCUGUAAGGAUCAAUCCUAUAAAAUAAUUGAAGAUGAACAUCUCUCUAACAAUACCUUCAACCUCAGGACUGAAUAUCUGAGCUCGGGCCAAAUAAAGAUAAUAUGUAUAUGCAAAUUCAAGGAAAAAUAUUGGACACAGCCUUAUUCUCCCGAAAGUAACCAGCUGGUCUUCUCAGUGGUUGAUGUCCUCCCUUCCCCGCUGCUGAAGGUGGAUCCGUUGUCCCAGAGGGUGAAGGAAGGUGACCCCUUGGUCUUCCUCUGCUCAAUGGAAGGAGGAGACCGAGAGAAGAGGUUCCACUUCUACAAGGAUGGAGUGGAGAUCACCUCCAGAGAAGAAGCACUUCUGGAACCCUCCAGUGAGUCCACAAACCCUCUUCAAAAUGCCUCUCUGAGAAUCCCUCAUGCCUCGAUCAACCACAGUGGGGAAUUUGCCUGCAGUUAUGAAGAGAAGAGAAGCAACCGAUGGGUCACGUCUUCUUGGAGUCAAGGAACAAACAUCACCGUUGAGCCAGUUUCAACCCAAGAUUCAGAUCUUGUAUGGAGAUAUUCCUGGAUGGCGAUUCCUCUCAUAAUCCUGCUGGUUCCAUUUGCCUUUUAUUGCUGGAGGAAGAAGAGCACACCAGUAUCCCAGGAACGAUUUCAGCUC